Molecule: messenger RNA, 925 nt
Organism: Tribolium castaneum (red flour beetle)
Lineage: Eukaryota; Metazoa; Arthropoda; Insecta; Coleoptera; Tenebrionidae
Product: SUN domain-containing protein 2
Exons: 4
Coding region: 104-925 (273 amino acids)
Cellular component (GO): meiotic nuclear membrane microtubule tethering complex; nuclear envelope
Molecular function (GO): protein-membrane adaptor activity
Source: RefSeq, a predicted model, not a curated record
UUUUGUUCGUUGUGUUGGUGCUGCUGGUCAAAAAACAAUUCGAAUUGAAAAAUUUUGUUGUCACUUUGACGACAAGUGUCGUGUGAACUAUUAGUUAUUUGUAAUGGAUUUUCAGACACGCGAAACGCAUUCCUCACGUUUGUGGUACUAUUUCUGGCAAUUUUUGUACUUAAUUCUGAUUGCUGGCAUUCUUCACUACGUCCAAAUGGUAUUUUGGAGUCGCGAUUUGCGGUACAGCCCCCAAACUUACCUGGACGUCGUCGACAUGCCCCAAAUCCACUGCAAAAAAUUACUUUACGAAGUGAGCCAUCUUCACAAGGAAAUAAUUGAAAUGAAAGAACAGUUGGAAGAACUUCGUUCAUGGAAAGUCAACUACGACGAAAAUUCCAAAACCAACUUGAAAAAAGCGUUGGAUAAUUUCUACUCAGACACAAUCGGAAUUUUUGACUAUGCCUCCGAGUCCGCCGGGGGCUCCGUCAUCUCCACCCCUGAAACCACCCCCCUGCCGUCGCCCUUCGGCCUCCGCUUUUUCGGCACCAUCGACUGGGUGGGCCAGUCCGACCCUGGAGUUUUGCUCCAGCCGAACACGCUUCCAGGGCGGUGUUACGCCUUUUACGGGAACAAGGGUCGUAUUCGCGUAAAAUUGGGGCGCCCGAUUAUGGUAACCCACGUGAGUUUGGAGCACAUCCGCAUUGGGGAGAGCACAACGAGGGCCCCCAAAAAUUUCGAAAUUUGGGGUUUCGGGGAGAGGGGUGAGGAGAAUUUAGGUCAGUUCGUGUACGAUUUGGACGAUUCGAUUAUUCAAACUUUUGGCGUAAUUGCGAAAAAUCGGACGUUUCGAGCCGUGGAAUUGCGCAUCCUCAGUAAUCACGGCAACGCUGAAUCGACGUGUGUGUACCGAUUCAGGGUUCAUUCUUUGGAUUAG